AUGAAUGACACGAUUGAUGAUUUAGAAAAAAGGCUCGACGAGCUCACAAAAAUAAGGGUAUUCGACGACGAUGUGAGGCGCGGUGUCGACCUCAUCGUUGAAUCGAUGCCCAACCCCGAUCAGGAAAGGGACCCGGCGAUGAAAGUCCGACUCCUCAUCCUGCGCUGCAAGGCACUCACGCUGCUGCCCGUUUUCUCGAUGGAGGCGGAGCGAGACUGCACGGCGGCGUUGAAGCUUCAGCAUGAGAAGCCGGAACUGUGGGUGAUCCUCAGCGAGUGUCUCGCGCGGCGCAAGGCGGACCGCGAGGCAUGUGACGCGUUGGACAACGCCCUGCGCAUAGAUGCUCAUAAUGUUAAUGCUCUCUGCCAGUACAGUCGACUUCUUCGAAGCAUUUCCAGCGACCCCAAGUUGACUCCAGCGGAGCGUCGGCAACACCUUUGCGACGCGGUGAUGCGUGGGAAAGCUGCUGUGACUGCGUGUCCCACAGAUGAAGAAGGUUGGCACUGCUACUCAAUCGCCUUGCUAUCUGAGGCGCUGGCAGACGGUGUUGAUAUCGCCGGGGUGCAGAAGGCGUUGCAGGCCAUGCGACAGGCCGCGCGAAUCUCUCCAUCAGACCCCGACGUGCGGUUCAAUAAGGGCGCCAUCGAGGGACUCUUGGGGAACUUUGGCGUCGCCGCAUGCGAUUACCUCGCUGCGUACGAGGCAGACCCGCGACGCCUGAAAGGGACGAAGCAGUUGCUGGAGGAUCAUCUUGCAGUUCUUCGGCGGGCGCAGUCGCGGAUUGAGGGUGCGCGGCAGGCGGGCAAGCGCGUCUUCGCGUCUCUACUGGCGAAGUUGCCCUCGACGCUCGACAAUGCAACAAUGAAGGCGGUGCUAGAGGGAGGUGCAGAGACGCCGUGCCGCGUAACGGUCGGGGUGGUGGACGUCUUGAGUGAGCCAACAAUGGAGCCACUAGUUGUAUUGUCGGCUGAAAAGUCUGGAGAUUACGUCUUGCUGCUUUUUUAUGGGUUGCAACGUAGUGCGUUAAAGAUCAGCGACACAACCAUAACACUAAUAUUCCCAGGCAGUAGACCUGUUCGCGUGCAACAUCAUGUGCCAGCUAUUCCGUUGUUGGAGAGCAGCGCUCACUCUUGUACGUACACGCAGGUGCACGUUGACCUCAAGACAACGCUUGUUAAUGGAACACCAAUCCCUUCACGCAUGCUUGCCUCACCAAAAGUAUCAUCUCGCCUAUUCGUUUGA
Molecule: messenger RNA, 1242 nt
Organism: Trypanosoma grayi
Lineage: Eukaryota; Euglenozoa; Kinetoplastea; Trypanosomatida; Trypanosomatidae
Product: tetratricopeptide repeat domain 5
Exons: 1
Coding region: 1-1242 (413 amino acids)
Molecular function (GO): protein binding
Source: RefSeq, a predicted model, not a curated record